AUGCCGCUUCAUGUCUUCGACCUCCCACAACUUUACACAAAACCAACGGCAACCGAUAUCCUGCGAGCUUUAGAACGACUGGCUGUUAAGCCACGCAGCUUCAACUACAACGAUGGCAACGCUCAACUAUCGAUCCUCCAAACCGGAAUUUCGCAGUACCUAACGUCCAUCAUCGCCAGCGCAUUAUCAUGGAUUGACUCCGACGAGCUCCGUGAAUCCAUCUGGGACGCCGCCAGCGCUCGCCUCUGUGAACGCUCAGGAAGGGCUGCUAUGCCAUCCAUCUCCCGCGUCUUCACCAUCCCCAUGACCCAGCAAACAAACUUUCAGCUAACUCUCCACGAACCCUCCCUCACAUCUGAUAACUUGGGUAUGAAAACUUGGGUCUCCUCCUACCUGCUCGCCAAACGCCUCCAUUCCUUCCUCACAGUACCUCAUUCAAUCGUCCCAUCGAUAUCUAAGAUCGACCGCCGCCUCCGCGCUCUCGAGCUGGGCUCUGGAACGGGAUUGGUCGGACUCUCCUUUGCGGUCCUUUGGGGAUCCGCGGCCUCCAUCCGCCUCACGGAUCUGGACUCCAUCGUACCCAAUCUAGCUCACAACGUUGAAAUAAAUCAAGAGCUGUUGCGAAAGACGGGCGCGAGCGUGUCGACGGGUGUCCUGAACUGGUCUUUGGAAACAGAUGCGCGCCCUGAGCCAGAUAGCGACAAACGAUGCGAUGUUAUUCUCGCUGCAGACCCUCUGUACUCUUCUGAUCAUCCGCAGUGGCUUGUGCAGACAAUCCAGCGCUGGCUAUACCCUGAUGCCGGGUCAAGGGUGGUAGUUGAGAUGCCAUUGAGAGAUGCUUACUUGCCGCAAGUUGAAGAAUUUAGGUACCGGAUGGAGGAGGCGGGUUUGGUUGUCUUGAUGGAGGGCGAAGAGAUCGGGUUUGAUGAUUGGGAGGGCAGUGAUGGGACGGCGCUGGAGGUGCGGUGUUGGUGGGCCAUAUGGGGGUGGCGAGUGAGGAACAGGACACUCCCUGAAGCCCAUCCUCAACUUGUUGGCAAAUGGGAUGGCACAGAGCCUAAUUGCCUAGUACCAUCCGGACCCUUCAUCAAGCUCCUAAGGAAAGGCUUCAAGUUGAAAAGUGGGAUUGAUCACCUCUUCCACUCAAGCCACAAUGUUGGUCUCCUCACCCAUAUCUUUCAUCCCAAUCGUCAUCAGUGUCUGCGAACGAGUGAGCGACUAGAAGAAAUCAAACGAACGCAAAAUAGACGAAAAGCGCCUCGAGAGAUUUUACUCGAUGUCCUCUCUGUGCAGGAAGCAUAA
Histoplasma mississippiense is the source of this 1302-nucleotide messenger RNA. RefSeq lists its product with no specific name. The record is from RefSeq and is a predicted model, not a curated record. The coding region runs from base 1 to 1302 and encodes 433 amino acids. NCBI's taxonomy places the organism in Eukaryota, Fungi, Ascomycota, Eurotiomycetes, Onygenales, Ajellomycetaceae. The transcript has 8 exons.